Molecule: messenger RNA, 510 nt
Organism: Mycotypha africana
Lineage: Eukaryota; Fungi; Mucoromycota; Mucoromycetes; Mucorales; Mycotyphaceae
Exons: 3
Coding region: 1-510 (169 amino acids)
Source: RefSeq, a predicted model, not a curated record
AUGGAGGUCAAGUACGAGCUGAAUGAAAUUAAGCAACUACUUCAAGCGCAACAACUUCAACAGCCCGCUGCAAGUAAUGACUUGCCUUUACUAGGACGAGUUUCAAGAGAACAAUCAAUUUGUCUAUUCUAUGCGGUGCAGUAUAAUAAAGAAAAUGCAGAAAAGUACACCAAGAAGAUUGAUGAAAUGGAGGAUGUCGACGUCUGCUAUACUAAAAACCAGAAAAGACCAAGACUUCUUUGUACCAGAAUAAUUUAUGCCAACUCAUUUGAUAUUCAUUUAUACCCAUCUGGAAGCCGACAAGAAAAAGCAGAUGAAGAAGUAGGCCAAAGCAAUGAAGAAGUUGGAAAUCGCAAAUUAGAAAUUGAAGACAGCUUUUCAAAAUUCACAAAUUGGUGUAGAACACAAAAGUUGAAUUUCACAACUACAAGUGUUAAAAGAAAACAUGAAGAUUCCAGCCCAACAUCAAGAUCAACUUUACGAAACUUAUAUGUUUUAGGACCAGUAUAA